Messenger RNA from Penaeus monodon (black tiger shrimp), 1289 nucleotides. RefSeq lists its product as uncharacterized. The transcript has 9 exons. The record is from RefSeq and is a predicted model, not a curated record. Gene Ontology annotation, molecular function: protein binding. NCBI's taxonomy places the organism in Eukaryota, Metazoa, Arthropoda, Malacostraca, Decapoda, Penaeidae. The coding region runs from base 94 to 1032 and encodes 312 amino acids.
AUGAGAGCGAGAGGGAGUGCCAUUCUGCUCUCACCUGCAACAAAGGCAUAAACAUCCAGGAUUUCGAAGGCUAUUUCAAGGCGGGCGGAAGACAUGGCGAUUCUUGAGGUGGUCUUGGCGGCCCUCUUCUUGGCUCGUCAUGCCGCGGCCGAGUGUCCCCCGGGCCAGCUGGAGUGCGCCCACAGCAGCCAGUGCGUGUUCACCCACUACCUCUGCGACGGAGGGGAUGACUGUCCUGAUGGCUCCGACGAGAGCGAGGACUUGUGUCAGGCUUGGUGGGAAGGAGACAACAUGUGCGGUAAAGGCUACGUUACGUGCAAGAACUGGGAUGGAACCGCGUGUUAUAAUAUCCCCUAUUAUUGCGAUCAACCCCACCCACCUUGUGAGAGUGACCUGGACAUGCGCAUUUGUGAGGUUAUAAAGAGUGGGAAGCUACAACCUUUGUCUGAUAACACUGGAGAGAUAAGCCAGGUCAAUUUUGAGGUCGUGGAGGCGCUGUCUGACCUGUUCUUCAGUCAGGUCAAUGCUACCUUCAGCCACCCAGCCUGUCCCGUUCCUUAUACCCUUUUAGCGGGGCGGUGCAUCUCCAUAUUUUUCCCAGCCAAGGUCGACUGGGGAGCAGCUCGAGCCUUUUGCAACGUCGUGGGGGGAGACCUGUUGACGCUGCAACACCACGAGGAUUUCCAUACGCUUGUUACCCACCUGCAGGAAACCAACAUGGUAUCCGACUUUUGGCUUGGAGGAUUCUUGCGCAACGAGACGGUGGGCUGGACCUGGCUCGACGAAACCCCCGUGGAGUUGGGCACCCCCUUCUGGGCCCUCAGACACACGGAGGAGUGCCAGAAGAGAAACAUGACCAUCAACGGUAACAUCACUCUCCACGUCAACGAAGGCCAGUGCUACCACUACACGCAGGCGCCCCGGAGUCCGCCCUUGGGUUACUGCCUCGCCCUCACCUACGGCAACUACUUCUACAUGAGCGACGAGCUUUGUCUGGAGAAGAGGAGUCCCUUGUGCGUCGCUGCGGCCUAGGAAGGGAAGGCACGUCAGGAGCGGCGUGUGUCGAUGUUUUCGUUCUUCAGAGGCUGUUUGGUGGUGGGUGUUGGUCGUGCCUUCCCCUGGGCCUUCCCUCGAGGAACGCGCGAGUAGUAUAGAGAUAUGGUAAUAGAUAUUAUUAUAUUAGCUAUAUGAUUACCAACAUAGGUACCAUAAAUGUGUGUGUGUGGGUAAUAGGUAUGGUUGACCGACCGUAUACAUGCACACAAACAUAUGCACACAAGCACAAACAC